Molecule: messenger RNA, 585 nt
Organism: Microthlaspi erraticum
Lineage: Eukaryota; Viridiplantae; Streptophyta; Magnoliopsida; Brassicales; Brassicaceae
Source: the annotation of a GenBank genome assembly
AUGAACAUGUCAGAGAGAUCAUCAGAAGACGUCACGAAAGUCAGAUCUUCAAAGAUAAUCGUGAAGGAGAGUUCUCAGGUCAAUGCAUCGUCGAGAAUCUAUUACUACGGCGGAGCUUCUGUGCCGUUUUUGUGGGAGACACGGCCAGGCACACCAAAACACUGCGAAUCUAUUCGUCUUCCGCCGUUAACACCGCCUCCGUCGUAUUACUCCUCCUCCUCCGGGAAACAACUGAGCAAAUCUAGAACAAAACAGUGUCGUUUCGUGAAGUCACUGUUCAACGGGAAGCAUCACGUGUCGCGUCCUUCGUUCUCUUGGUCGUCUUCAUCAUCUUCUUCCUCUUCGUUCUCUUCCUCAUCUCCUCCGUCUAAAUCAGAGCAUCGUCCGAGAAAAUGUUACCUUUCUUGCUCGAGAUCGUACGUUAAGGACGACGAGGAGGAAGAGAUUGGAAGGUCGUCAUCGCCGACGUCGACGUUGUGUUAUAAUUAUAAAAGACGGUUUAGUUCGUCAAUGGGGAGUAUGAAGAGAGCUUUGUGUUCUGUUCUUAGCCAUGGAUCUAGUCGUAAAGAUCUUAGAUUCAUUUAA